AUGGAGAUGCUGGAGCAUCUGUUUGAGGAGUUCGAGCGCUGCUUCGACGAGAUAGACAGCAGCAAGCAACUUCUCUCCACCGUGUGCAGUGUUAUGCCAAAGCAAUGCGCUGUAUCUACGCCAUGGGUUGCUGCAUGGCGACAUCAAGUGCCUGCGGUAUGUUGUGUUGUCACAAAGACUAAAGAUCGUUUCUACAGCAAGGAUGUUGUGGAUCAACUUUUGAUCUUUAACGAAAUCAAAGAGCAAGCUGAAGACUUGUGGAACGAUGUUGAAACGUUAAAGAUUCAAAAUGAGGCAUUGGAGCGUGCGGUGGCAGAGAAGUCGGAGGUACUCCAGACUAAAACUCAAUGUUUGUUACGCCUUCCACCCUGCCUAAAACACAAUGUAGCAUUGAAGGCGACACGUGAGAAGUAUGACAACACAGUUGGUGCACUUAGGGAUGCCCAGCGUCGCUGUAACAUGAAGCUGCUGACAUUACAAGAGGCGGAAGAAGCAGCUUCCAACGCUCAUGCAACGUUGUCUACUAUGCUGCACACUUUGUGCAAUUUCAAGGAGUUGAGGCGGUCUGAGAUAAGCGCCACGUUGCACUUAGUAGAAGGGGUCAACUCUGAGCUAUCAGUGACCUUGGAGGAGCUGCGCUCCGUGGAGCAUGAAAAGCAUGAAUUGGAGCGGCUAAUAGCAGCACAAAAAUGCGAUCUCAGUGCCCAGUGCGCGGGGUUUGAGAAGUUGAGGUGUACGGAAUCAUUGUACCGGAGCGAAUUGUCCGAGUUAUCGCACCAGUUGAUGGAAAUACACGAUUGCAUCAAACAACACUCCACAACGUUGAGCGAGCUGGAGCGCGAAGAGUCGCGUCUGCUAGCAUUGCGCGGGACGUUGAUGUCUGAAGCCGCUGACCUGCAGCGCGUACUGCAAACAACUUCAGACCAUUUAAGCGAGCUCGAGAAUCAUCUGUUAGCGACCAACGAGGAGUCUAGCCACGUUUCGACUUGUAUAAACGAUUCUUCGAAGCUGCGGAGCAAUUGGGAACGUGAAGUCACGACUGUUCGGGAGCAAGCUACACAGUGCACCAAUCUCCUAGGCAAUAUCGCAAGCACCGCAGAAGAGAUCGAUGAACUCCAGCGCAAGAUAUCAGCCCUGGAGAACGAGAACACCGGCCUGCUGGAUGAGAUGUCCACAUGGUCAACCAAGAAUGGUACAUUGGAGCAAGAGAUUAGUCGUGUGCAAUGUGCCCUUCGUUCCUUGGAGGAGUCUAAGUCGUCGCUGAAAGAAUCGCUGGAGUCCGAAACGAAGCGGUCAAGUCAAUUGUGCGAUGAAGUCGACGAGUUGAACAAGGGCAUCACCCAAUCACGCAUUCUGCUGGGCGAGUUGAACAAGAAGUACUCGUCGGAACAACAGGAGCGUAACGCACGUUUGUCGGAGCUGAAACAGCGCCACCUGGACGAGUACAAGGAAAAGCAGAGCGUCAAGAUUUGCGACCUCAAGUCGGCUCUGAAGAGCGAACGAGCGUCCGUGAUUCAGAGCAAGAAAGACAACAUCGCAAAAGCUCUGGAGGAGCGUGCUGCGCAGCUGCGUAACAAGCUCUUACAUCAGCAAGAACACCGCAGACAAUAUAAUGCGCGAAGCAGCAGCAGAGUACCACCGCGUGCUGCAAAAGGGCCUCGUCAAGCUGUCGGGCCACUACAUAGCCAGGAGCGUCAAGAUUUUUCCUACAAGCGCGACCCUCCAGAAGUAAACGAGGAGUACAGUGUCAACGAUCCAGCGCCUAUUACGAGCGACCAAUCGCUAUCUGACACCAAUGUAGCGUUCUUAUACGACGGAUUCUUGAAGAUAAUGGCGGUCUUUCCGCACGACGAAGAAGAGUUCGACUGA
Babesia ovata is the source of this 1869-nucleotide messenger RNA. Its product is annotated as cingulin 1, putative. The coding region runs from base 1 to 1869 and encodes 622 amino acids. The transcript has 17 exons. The record is from RefSeq and is a predicted model, not a curated record. NCBI's taxonomy places the organism in Eukaryota, Apicomplexa, Aconoidasida, Piroplasmida, Babesiidae.